This is a messenger RNA of Coprinopsis cinerea okayama7#130, 867 nucleotides long. RefSeq names its product phosphoadenylyl-sulfate reductase. Gene Ontology annotation, molecular function: phosphoadenylyl-sulfate reductase (thioredoxin) activity. NCBI's taxonomy places the organism in Eukaryota, Fungi, Basidiomycota, Agaricomycetes, Agaricales, Psathyrellaceae. Gene Ontology annotation, cellular component: cytoplasm. The record is from RefSeq and is a predicted model, not a curated record. Bases 1 to 867 code for a protein of 288 amino acids. The transcript has 2 exons.
AUGUCGUCAUCGUCCUCGACCGCACCGACCUUCCCCAAACCCCUUCCGCUCCCUCUUCCUCAGGACCUGCUCGAGUCGAUCAAUGCUCAUCUAUCCAACCUCACUCCCGAGGAAAUCCUGAAAUGGGGUGUAGAGCACCUCCCCAACUUGCACCAGACCACUGCAUUCGGUUUGACUGGCCUCGUCGCCAUCGACAUGCUCUCAAAACUCACCGAUAACCCCCCUCCUCUCAUCUUCCUCGACACCCUCUACCACUUCCCCGAAACAUACGAAUUGGUUGAAGAAGUGAAGCAGAAAUACGGAUAUGUCGGAAAGACAGCUCAAGACGCUCGGGAGGGCAAGAGGAUCUAUGUCUAUAGACCCGAAGGCUGCGAUACCGUCGCUGAAUUCGAGAAAGAGCACGGUGAAAAAUUGUGGGAGAGGGACGAGGACAAGUACGACUUCCUGAUCAAGGUCGAGCCCGCACGCAGAGCCUAUCAAGACCUCAACGUCCAAUCCGUCAUCACAGGACGACGCGCAUCUCAAGGCGCCGACCGCGCCAAUCUACCCCCUCUUGAAGUCGACAGCACCGGCUUGCUCAAACUUAACCCCCUCUUUGCUUGGACAUUCGAAUUUGUCCAGUGGUACGUCAACUCCAACAACGUACCGCGCAACAAACUCUUGGACCAGGGCUACAAGAGUAUUGGCGAUUGGCACAGCACGCAAAAGGUCGGAGAGGGUGAGGGUGAAAGGGCCGGGCGGUGGAAGGGGAGGGAUAAGACAGAAUGUGGGUUGCAUAAGGAUUAUUGGGCGCUUAAGGCCAAGGCAACUGGUGCGGACGCUGCUGCGAGUGAGUCUCAAGCUCAGGCUGUGGCGGUUUCUGCCUGA